Osmerus eperlanus (European smelt) is the source of this 3286-nucleotide messenger RNA. RefSeq names its product solute carrier family 22 member 13. The record is from RefSeq and is a predicted model, not a curated record. Bases 399 to 2024 code for a protein of 541 amino acids. Gene Ontology annotation, molecular function: transmembrane transporter activity. Gene Ontology annotation, cellular component: membrane. Gene Ontology annotation, biological process: transmembrane transport. The transcript has 10 exons. Lineage: Eukaryota; Metazoa; Chordata; Actinopteri; Osmeriformes; Osmeridae.
CAAAUGUUUUUCUUUGUGGGUGAAUGAAGAACAAGUUAGAACAACCACAUGGGUUGAAGUUAGGGUUUUUACUGGGGGGUUUUAAACUGUGAACAUGGACAACUAAAGAGGAGGUAGAAAGUGUUUGCGUCUUGGUUCUCGUGUUCCAUGUGGAAACCUCAUAGAGGAUGAUGGUAUCUGCCCAUUAUCUGGCACACCGCGGAUUAUUUUUGACAGUGCUCCUUUCCACUUUCCGCUCGUUCUCACCAACACCUAUAGGUUUUUGGUAUCUACAUAUAAGUCUGCAUAUGAACUACUGGCAUCCUUAUCGUUGACGUUCUAUUUGUUUUAGUGGGAGUCUGUUCGCGUUUCCAGACUGCAGUCUAUUUUAAAGAGCUAUAAUUUGCCUAAAUAACAAGAUGAAUUUUGAUCAGAUUCUUUCGGCGGUGGGAGGUUUUGAAAAGUACCAAAAAAUUCUGUAUGUGUGGAUAUGCCUGCCCCAGAUCCUGCUUGCGUUUCACAUGAUGGUGAGCAUCUUUACUGGGGCUACACCGCCCCACAGAUGCCGGGGGACCUCGAGUUCAGUUCCAGGCAAUCUUUCAUCCGUAGCCGUUAACAACCUGAACCUCAGCAUCCCGGACCCGCUCGCAGAAUCAUCCUGCUUUGCCAUGGGCUAUCUUGGGAAUCGGAAUACGGCUGCCCCAUGCGAGCAUGGAUGGGUGUACAGCAAAGAUGUUUUCGAGAGUACAACAGUCACGGAGUGGGACUUGGUGUGUGACCAGGCAGGCUUGAACAGUCUGGGCUCCUCUAUCUACAUGUUUGGCCUGCUGGUGGGGGCUGUGCUGUUCGGCGCCAUGGCUGACAGGUACGGUCGGCGUUUCUCCCUGCUCCUGUCCCUGGCCCUACAGACUGUGUUCGGCGUGGCCGUCGCCUUCGCUCCCAACUUCCCCGUCUACGUGGUGCUGCGCUUCAUCGUGGGCACCUCCAUAUCAGGAGUUAUUAUCAACGCCUUCGUACUGGGUACCGAAUGGACCUGCACUAAGAGACGCAUGCUGGCUGGUAUAAUCACUGACUAUGCCUUUGGGUUUGGUUACAUGCUAGUGGCAGGUAUAGCUUUCCUCAUUCGCGACUGGAGAAAGCUACAGCUGGCAAUAUCAGCACCUGGCUUUCUGCUGAUCUUCUAUAUAUGGGUACUACCUAACUCGGCCAGGUGGUUGCUAGCCAAUGACAGGCAAGAGGAGGCCAUUGCUCUCCUGCGCAAGGCAGCCUUAGUUAAUGGACGAGAAUUCCCUCCUACAGUACAGGUGGAAAGGUGUCAAAUGGCAGCUCGAGGGAGGCAGAGUUUUUCUGCAGCAGAUCUUGUACGAACACCCCAGAUGAGGAAGAGAGCUCUCAUCUUGUUUUAUGUUUGGUUUGUGAAUGUGUUGGUGUACUACGGACUGUCUCUGGGCGUGUCAAGGCUAGGGACGGAUCUCUAUCUCACCCAGUUUGUGUUUGGAGUGAUCGAAAUCCCAGCCCGGUCAUUGGUCCUCCUCUUCCUACCCUUUAGCCGCCGCCUUUCCCAGAGUGCAUUUCUGGCCCUGGGCGGAGCGGCUUGUUUACUAACACUCCUGGUUCCAGAAGAGCACUCUAACCUGAGGACUGCCCUGGCGAUGGUGGGGAAGUUUGGGAUCACCGCCUCUUUCGCCGUCAUCUACGUUUACUCUGCCGAGCUGUUCCCCACGGUGCUCAGGCAGACAGGGAUAGGCGUGUCCAGUAUGUUUGCCAGGAUGGGUGGUGUGUUGGCCCCGAUCAUCAACAUGCUACACACCCGGAGCCCCUCUACCCCCAUGCUCAUCUUUGGUACUGCCCCGCUCCUGGGCGCUGUCCUAGCCUUGGCACUGCCCGAGACCGCCAACAGACCCCUGCCCGACACGGUGGAGGACGCUGAGACCUGGGACACCAGGACUCCCCCUAAGGAGAGCCCAGGAGAUUGUGGGGAUCUGGGCCAAUCCACAGGCAGCACUGAGGGGCAGGAACUGGAGCACCUAGCAACAAACUCCUGAUCAUUAAACCCUGUCACCCAUGUACACGCACUCUACUCCAUUCCUUAUAUGUGCUAUGCAACAACAAACAAUACAAAGGUCCUAAUGUGCACAAUGCAAUGCAAGCUGAAGAACAACAAACACACAUUUUCAUAUGUCCAUAAAUACACAAAGAAAUCAGUGUGUCACUGCCAAAGUUUGUCCAUCUGUGUUUUCCCACACAGAAAAAAACACGUAUUUGAAAUGGCUGAAAACCAUGACUUUCUUUCUGCCCGUCGUUAUUUUUGUGUUGUAAAUAUCUUAAACGCAGGCACUUCACACACACUCAGCCAACUUGGACAACUGCCAGCAAAGUACCAUUGAGGUGCUGAUUGAAGGACUAGCUGCUGAGAAAGCAUCCGAAUGGUUGAGUGAAUGGGUGUGAUCCUAUUGGUUAAGAGAUCACACCAAGCACCUUUUGAGAAUCACAAAGGACAAGAGGACAUUAUUUCUCAUUACAAAAACAGACUGAUGUUCCUAAUUUGAGAUGUUGUGUUUCAUUCACAGUUGGCCGUUUUCAAGUCCCUGGAUACACCCGAAUGGUGUAAACAUACAGCAUUUAUUUAAAAAAAUCAAUAACUGUCAUGACAUAAUCUUGUGUGCCAAUCCUGGACCUGUAGGGUCUGAUAACAAUGUAUCAGUGUUUAUAUUUUGGUAUAUCUAUGCUGUAGAUUUUUCUGACAAAACAGCUGCCUGUUUUUAAUCUUUUCUAGCUUUUAGCUCUUACAAGUGAACUUUUGAAGAGACUACGUGUACUGUUGUGAUUUCUACUGUGUCUGUGUCCUGUGAUGUAGCUCUAACGUAAGCAUUAGAGUGGCCUGUACUUUACAUAGCUCUACUGUAGCAUUACUUGGCAGGUUUUUGUAAGUAAGUUCUGACAUCGAUAGGCAUGGGUUAGGUUAAGAGUGUUUAGAGUGAAAAUCAAAAACUUUAUCAGAGCUUGGCUCACUUUUUAAACCCAUUUACCUCUCCUGGUUUGAAAAUACUGAUUGACAAGAUGCAUGAAAACUCACCACUUUCCACACCCAAUGAUUUUAUACAAAUAUAAGGCCUUUUGGGGUGAGUGUCCUGCACAGCUUUCUACAGGCUUGUUGGACUUAGUAAAUUAGCGUUCAUUUUGUAACAGGUUGAUUACUUGUGUUGAUGAGUUUGUUAUAAACAUUUGAUAAUGUGAUACUGAAGCAUAUUUGUACGUACUGAAAUGUCAUUGUUACUAGUGUGGUUGUAAAACAUUUUAACACUGU